Molecule: messenger RNA, 1281 nt
Organism: Suillus fuscotomentosus
Lineage: Eukaryota; Fungi; Basidiomycota; Agaricomycetes; Boletales; Suillaceae
Exons: 9
Coding region: 1-1281 (426 amino acids)
Source: RefSeq, a predicted model, not a curated record
AUGCCUCGGCCCGCAACAUGCCCAGGGAAUGCCAACAAACAUCCCGGACAGGAGGUAAUUGCUGCUGAAAAAAAGAAGGUAUCAGCAGAGAAAUCAGCCAAGGUGACUGCCUUGGAUAAUGCCCAAAAGCAGGUCACUGCAAAGGAAGAUGCCAUGGCUGUCGAGCAGAUGGCUCAAUGUGCUGGCCCUGGACCCCUUGUCAGAGCAAAGCCUAAGCUGCACCCAGCGACCAAGGCAGUCACAGCACCAACUGCAAACCUCAACAAGACGCAUAAGCCUUACGAAAUAUAUAAUGUUGCAAGGACUUACCAAUCCUAUACCAUUUGUACAGCUGUUGGGACAAGUCCAGCAUCUCAAGACACCAACACCCAAAGGAAAAAAUAUCCAGGCUUGAAACUCACCUUCAAGGAUGGUGUGAACGCCAGUCGAAAAGUGUCCAAUAAUGGUGUAGCAUCCUUAAGUGAAACACGUGUUGGAAGCGCCAUUGAUGAUGGGAAAUUCCGGAAGUCGCUGGGAUCUGAAUCAUCCAAGCUUGCAGAGGUAGCGGGAGUAGGGAAGUGGGCCAGAGGUGUGGUGUCCAAGUCCCAAGUGAAGCCUUCUGCGCCACCAAGUGCACAUGCCAGCGUGAUCGCACACAAUUAUGCAGAAGGAUUCGAAGACGAUGACCCACCUGAAGAUCAUGACGAUAGCAUACCUACGAGUUGGGGUGGGCUGACCACCGAUGAACCGAGGGGACGAAAACGUGGAUUAUCCACGGCCUUGACAGACAACCUCGAACCCGAAGAGCAGCGUGAAAUGGAGGAAGACCAAGAUGCUGAUGAAGAUGUUCAGGAGGAUGUCGACAUGACGGAUCAGCAGGGUGACAUUGAGAUGUCAGUUAGUGUUAUGGAGAUCGCAACAGACGACCAGACACCUAAGUCACAUAAUUCAGCUGGGGUAAUAGUCAAUAGACCAGUGAGCCAGCUAUGGAAGGACCAGGAAGCAUGUGUUAAUACAUUUGGGCCAGGAUGCUGUUGUACUGGGUACUGGCGGAUGGGCCCAGAUAUGGACCCAACCAUUCCUAGGUCCCCCAUCUAUAAUGGUUGGGCUGUCGUAUCCAAGACCGGCGGAUGGGCCCAGAACAUAACCUCGUCGGGCAGGCUGUUGUACCAGGUCCUCAUCUAUGAUGGUUGGGCUGUCGUAUCCGAGACUGGCGGAUGGGCCCAGAGCACAACCUCAUUGGGCAGGCUGUUGUACUGGGUACUGGUGGAUGGACCCAGAUAUGGACCCAACCAUUCCUAG